AUGUUGGGUCGAGAAGUCAAAACAACCACUUUUGAGAAUUGGAGAAAGACAAAUAAGUAUCUUCGACUUGAUGCAGCAACAAGAAAAAUAUUGACGUGCGAUAUUUGCGUUAAAUGGAGUACCAAACUUCCUGGGACAAACGCCUUUAUUACUGGGUCUACCAAUUUAAAGUCAUCGGCUGUAACAGAGCACGUUAAAAGUAAACUUCAUAAACAAGCUUUGCGACUUGAAGAACAAGAACAGGCAGCCGCCGAGAACAGAAAUGUGCGAGUGCAGUCACUGCCAGUGCCAGCUGAUGCCCCCAUUGCUCAGGCAAUCAGCAACAUGGGAACGCUUACACCUGAUGAAAGACGCGCCAUGCAGAAUCUCUUUGACAUUGCAUAUAUGAUAGCAUACAAGGGACGGCCUUAUUCUGAUUUGGUUGACCACGUAGAAAUUGAAAAGUUACAUGGAGUGAAGUUUAUGCCCGGCGGUACCUACGAGAAUGACAAAGGCUGCUCGCUAUUCAUUCAUUUUGCCGCAAAAGCACUGUACGAGAGGCAAGUCAAGGAUAAAGUCAAGAGAGCAAAUUUUAUAACUGUGCUAGCUGACGGGGCAACUGAUGCAGCGUGCAUAGAGAAAGAAGUCAUCUAUAUUUUGUUUGUAGAUCCAGAUGACUUUAAAGCUUCACUCGCGUUUCUAAGUUUGAAAUCGGUGAAAUCGCAAGAUGCGCAAGGGAUCACAGGCGCUAUUAUCGAUGCCUUCAAGGAAUGUGGUAUUGAAGAGAAACUGCAGAGAAUUGUCUUUUUCGAGUCUGAUGGUACUGCAGUUAAUUCGGGUUUGCGAGGUGGUGUCAUUUCCCUACUGCAGCAAAAGUUUGGCAAGCACAUCAAGUUCUUUUGGUGCAUGAAUCAUCGACUUGAACUAGCUAUAAAGGACGCGAUUCAGAACGACAUGGAGGAAGUUGAAACAGCAUUGCGGGAUUUAUACUACAUUUAUCAGAACUCUGGAAAGCGAUUGAGAGAAUUGAGGAGUUUGCAUGAAAUCCUGAAAGAGGUGUACAGCUUUGAGAACAGACAAGUCAAGCCUUCCAAAUCGAGCGGUACCCGGUGGAUUGACCAUAAGUUACGAGCCAUGAAAGCUUUCGUUGACAAGAGGGGAUUGUAUUUGACGCACAUCCAGAACGUCAUUGCAGAUACAAGUAAGCAGAAUGACAAGGCGACUCUUGAAGGGAAGAGGCGGCGCAUAGCAAAAGGUUCUGUGUUGCUAAAAUCUGCCUUGUAUGCUGAUAUUUUAAAACCAGUUCGGCUACUUUCUUUGGUCAAUCAGAAGACAAGAGAAGUUGACAUUGUCAAGCAAGUUGACUCAGUUGACCAAACCCUCAAGAAAUAUGAGAUUAUGAAACGUAGAGCAGAAGAAUCAAAUGCAACUGCAACGUCCGUGCUGCCAACUGUGAAACACGUGCUCUCUGUAAUCGAAGAGGAAGGCCUGUCUGUUGUUAGUCAAGAACCUCAGUAUCAGGGUAUUGCUGUAACACAUCUCCAGCAGGGCAAGGAUGCAGUUAACUCCUUGGUGCAUCGCAAUGUUGCAGCCAUCUACCAGUCACUUGCGCGCCGUUAUGGGAGUUUGGUGCAUGCUGACGAACGUGAAUCGCCCAAAGAAACAAAGGACGCAGAUGAAGUAGCACACAGCGUCGCCAAGCUCUUGAAUACUCGCGUUUGGAUGGAAGACGCCACUGAGGACAAGCUGUCCGUGCAAAUGGAAGCAAUCUCCAAUGUUUUCGAAAGCUUCAAAGAUGUCGAUCCACUACGACAGAUCAGCAAAGAACUUUUGCAGGAGCAGUAUGUUAUGUUAGUGCAGUGGGCAACCGCAUACUUUAACGUAGCUGUUAUUGACUCCAUUGAUCUGUGGCCAAGGCUCUGGAAGAUAAAGCUUGAGGAGAUACGAGAACAGUGGGCGCUGAUCGAGCUGUGUCUCUGCUGCCCGUACGGCAAUGCAGUCUGCGAGUCAUUUAUCUCGUACUUGCGAGUAGUCAAGACUGACUGGCGCAACCGGUUGAACGAACGCAACUUGACUGAUUUAAUGCGCAUUAAAGUGACUGGUCCAACCCUGCCCGUUUUCCGUGAGAGUUUUGGUGAGCUUGCUGUGGACCUCUGGAAUAGUGAAAAAUUGCGAAGGAAGAACCAAGGGAAACGAAAGCAGUAUGCUGCAAGAGAAAGCGCAUCAAAGAGGACAAGGGAGACAGAGAGGGAAGAAUUCUUAAGAGAUUGGUUGAAAGACGUUGGAGCUGAGUGCGGAGAAGAAUCGGAGAGUGGGGAAAAUGAACAGGAGAUGGAAUCUGAUGUGUCAGAGGAAGAUGCCCCAGGACCGAGUCAAGAAAUCCUACCAGUUCAAUCUGCUCAGUUGGAGUUGUCGGACAGUUUCAAAGACACUGAUUAUUAUCGCGAAGACCCUCUCCUGGGCGGAAUGAGAAGCAGUGACUCUAGUCUCAACUCUGAGUGA
Messenger RNA from Dendronephthya gigantea, 2481 nucleotides. RefSeq lists its product as uncharacterized. Lineage: Eukaryota; Metazoa; Cnidaria; Anthozoa; Malacalcyonacea; Nephtheidae. The transcript has a single exon. The record is from RefSeq and is a predicted model, not a curated record. The coding region runs from base 1 to 2481 and encodes 826 amino acids.